AUGUUUUCCCCUUCUCCCAACUCUAAACCAAAGCCACGAUCUUUCCUCGCCCCCCUAAAACGCAACCCCGCAAUGUCAAAAGAAGCAUUCUCAAAGCACUGGGUGACAGAACACGCACAAGUUGUUUUGCCUUAUUUUCUGGAUGCGUGCGUGGAGAGCUAUGUACAGAUUCACGGCCCUCUGUCAAUGUCAUCAUCCGCGCCUCCAGAUUCUAAUCCCAACAAUCCCAUCGCUGUACUACAGAAAGAAAUCGAAGCUGGAGAAUCGGAUGGAUGCUUUGAGUUCAUUGGUCCACCUGACACAUCCAAGGCUACACCAGAACCAGCUUGGAAAGCAGCAUAUUAUCACGACAUAAUCGUAUCUGACGAACUAAAACUUUUGGUUUCCGAAGCUUCGGAGCAUGUCAAGAUUAUAGAAAAAACUGGCAUCGUAACGGGUGAGAGGAAUGCAAUAAUUGAAAACGGGAAGAGCAAGAUAGAAACUAAUAAGGAUGUGAUGAGUGUAUGGGAAGAGUAUAAGAGAAAGGGGGAAGAGGAGAGUUCUAAAAUUUGA
Messenger RNA from Botrytis deweyae, 552 nucleotides. RefSeq lists its product as uncharacterized. Gene Ontology annotation, molecular function: oxidoreductase activity. The coding region runs from base 1 to 552 and encodes 183 amino acids. NCBI's taxonomy places the organism in Eukaryota, Fungi, Ascomycota, Leotiomycetes, Helotiales, Sclerotiniaceae. The transcript has 4 exons. The record is from RefSeq and is a predicted model, not a curated record.